Messenger RNA from Cyprinus carpio (common carp), 5077 nucleotides. RefSeq lists its product as uncharacterized. Gene Ontology annotation, cellular component: protein phosphatase type 1 complex. Gene Ontology annotation, biological process: regulation of glycogen biosynthetic process. The record is from RefSeq and is a predicted model, not a curated record. Gene Ontology annotation, molecular function: glycogen binding; protein phosphatase 1 binding. NCBI's taxonomy places the organism in Eukaryota, Metazoa, Chordata, Actinopteri, Cypriniformes, Cyprinidae.
ACCAGGAAUGACAUCAAGGCGAGUAAAGUGAGUAACCAGUAAUGAUGAUAGGAUUAAAAUUUUUGUGUGAACUAUCCCUUUAAUCAUCUCCUUAAAGAGACUGACACAUAUAUUUGCUGUGUCUUUGUAUGCAUAACAAUGUUAUGUUGUUUAAAGCGUGCCUCUAACAUAUUUUUUUCAUGGGUCCCCUGAGCUCUGACUGCAUAGCUCAAGUGGUUUCAGCCCUAAAUAUAGAGUUGGCUUUUCCCUACAAUGUCAAAUGUAACUUGAUUCCAUAAGUUGAGUCACAGCACGUCAGUUGCUGGCUGACCGGCUGAGUUCCUCUCACUCUGUGCCACACUGCCUGAUGGAGUCUGUGGGAGUGCUAUGCAGCCCCACUGGGGCCAGCUCCAACCUACUGAGCUUGCCGGCAUCCUGCCCCUGGGAUGAGGAUGAGGAGUCACUGGGUCUGGAAGGAAUCAAGCCCAAAUCUUCACCUGUGCCGAGACGACGGGGUUCAGCGUCCUCCGAUGACUCCCUGCCUCCCCCUUCCAGCAGCCGAAGAGUGUCCUUUGCUGAUGCCUUCGGUUUGAGUCUCGUCUCAGUGAAACAGUUUGAUUCUUGGGGAGUAACUGACCCAUCAGGCUCUCUGGAGUAUGACUUGAAUGAAGAUAAGGAGUAUUACAUGGUUCCUCUCUUCAAUCUUCCACAGACCUCUGAGGAACUAGCCUUGCGGGUUAACGAGCAGAAGCUAGAACUGGAGAGUUUGGAGUUGCUUUCUGGGACCACCACCCUAAGGGGAAUCGUUCGUGUGCUGAAUAUUAGUUUUGAUAAGAUGCUCUAUGUACGUACCUCUUUAGAUUCAUGGAAAAGUCAUUUUGAUUUGUUGGCAGAGUACGUACCUGGGUCAAACAAUGGCGGGACGGAUUGUUUCUCCUUCAAACUCACACUAGUACCCCCAUUUGGAGAAGAGGGCGCUAGGGUUGACUUCUGUUUGCGAUAUGAAACAUCUUUAGGCACUUUUUGGGCAAACAAUAAUGAAAAGAACUACUGUGUGUUUUGUUGUGAAAAAAUGAAGGAGAAACCCCAAGACGAGAGUGAAAACAGAAGAAAAAGCUGUCUGAAAACAACCAGCCUGAAUGUCUCUGCUUCGACUGUUUCAGCAACAAACAAUGAAGAAUUUCCUGAUAUAAAUCUAAAUUCUGGAUCGCUAAAGGAAAACUCUGAGAAACUUGAAAGCAAGGAAUUAGUGGAGGAAAUGAACAGAAACCGCAGCCGAAGAAGCAAAAGAAAGGCUGCACGAUUAGCAAAAGUCAAAGAACACUUUGCUAAGAGGGAAGAAGAACAGAAACAAGGGACCAAGACCAAAGAAAGUGAAGGUAUAGCAGACACCAGCAUGCAGGAACAUUCAUCAUUGCUGAAGAAGACACCAUGCAGUUCCCUGUCACAACAAACUGCUCAAGCCCCAGCGUGUAACCAAAUAUCACCCUAUCCAGCAGAGUAUAGUGGAGAUUCCACUGACAUCGUCAACCAAGCUAUAACACAAGAUGAAGAAGACAACAUAAUUAACUCCAAGACUAAUUUAUCCACAGCAAACACAAAUUUACCCCUGGAAGACUCCAUCAGUUGUGAUGAAUCAAUCGCGUGCUUGGCUUCUGAGGUCUUGGAAGACAUCCAACAAAGUGAGUGCAUUACUGACCAAACGGUUUCAAUCAAUCAGGCUGAUCCUGUAUGCCAAAAUCCUGACUUGUCUAAUAGCAAGAAUGUUGAAAAAGCAUGGAAGGAAUUUGAGAAGGAUGCUAAGCAAAGAAUUAAAAGUUUGGCACUAAGCUCUCAUGAGGACAUGAAUAUUAGCGAUGGGAAACCAAAAGAGGAUGCGAGUUUGAAAACUAAUUCAGAGCCUCAGCUGUGCUCCCAUGGCUUCACAUUUGGGACCAUUGUAGCCCCACUUUAUCAUCAGGUUUUUAAAAACAUGGAAACAGAGAGAAAAAAACUCUUUCCGAAAGCUUUAGAUAGGUCAUUUAGGAAACUAGAGGAUGAGAGUCGAAGAGCGGUCACAGCCCCUGAGACCACCGACAUUUGGCCAGAGUCUUGCAUAUCUACAAAACAGACAGUAGAUGAUAUUAAUGUUGGCAUCUGCAAAGAAUCAACAGAACAGAACUCACAACUUACAGUAAACCCAACCAAAAAACCUCUUCUGGAGCCAGAUGAGAGUAAACAUGUUAAAAACACAGAAGCGUCUUACAAUCAAAAUGAUUGUACCAGUAGUAUUGGAGAACACCCAAGAGACGUCACAUUUACCGAAACAAACCCUACAAAAGUUACAUCCAGGCAGCCAGAUCCUCCACUAGGAGAAGUUUCAACAGUGUGCACACUCACAGUCACACUAGCUUUGACUGAAUGCUCUAUCCAGGAUGAUCCUUGCCAAAGUCUGGAAAACUUAUUUCCUCAACAAGGACCAGAACUUACAAAUCAAACAAUAGAGUCAGCUACUGACAGCCUACCUGAACAGAUUCAUCCAUCAUCACCCACAGCAGUUUUGGAAACUUCAUCAUGUUUGGAUGAUCAGAGGGCUUGUAUAAAAACUGAAAAGUCACAGAAUCAGGAGGACCCUACAAUUAUCCACACCAAAGAGGAGAAUAUAUCCGAGCAAGCAGAAUAUUCAAUCAACACUUCUUGCUUUCUAGCCCAAGGUCCAGAGGACCCCACAAGAAGCACUCUGAGUUACUCUGAGCCUGACUGCUGUGAGAUGAGAUCGAGCAUUGAAAACCUUAAAGAACCCUCUCACUUAGCAAUAGCAAAAGCUAUGCCAAUAGAACCAUAUACACAACUGGAGAACACACAUAUGAGCAAUACUUUGGAGAGCUACCAGAUGAAUGAAAAGGAGGAACAAAUACUCAUGGGUUUUUCUACACAGACUUCAGAGACAGAGAGCUCCAACAUUAUUCAUUUUGAAGCAGAACAUAACACAUCAGUGAUUAAAGAGAUGGAAGAAAUUCACAAAAUGAAAAAUGCUGAAAGCCUGGAAGAGCAAGAGGGAAAUGGAAAUCGUAUUAAGCAGAUGGAGAAGCAGAAACAAGACAACAAGGAGAAAGACCAAGAACCAGAAGAACAAGAUGGCGCAGAAGAAAAACAUGAAAGUAAUGGAGGAAUAAAUAGCAUUGAAGAUGAGUUGAAAUACAUAGAUGAUGAAGAGGACUUGGAUGCAAUGGCAUCUGAGAAAGAAGAGAAACAACAAGCAGAUGAAGAUGAUCUGCUUUCUCUUGAACAAGAUUCAGAGGAACAGAAGCAGAUCAUUAGUACCAGCACUGUUGAAUCAUUACCACAUCGUAUUGACUUAAAAGAUACAGAGUACUCUGAAAAAGAGCACAUUCAUGUCAACCUUGGUUUAGAGAUCUGUGAGGAAACUGCUGCAUCUUGGCGAGAAUCAUCUCAAAAGAGUGAUAUGGAACUCAGUGGAAGUAUGCAAGCUAUGGAGAAUGAUUGGAACCGUUUUGAAUUUAUUGAUAAAGAAGAGAAUGUGUCCUAUGAAGGUAUGAAAAGUGACUGGAAAACUCUUGAUGAUGUAAACAAUAUGCUGGAAAACAUGGAAAGCCUGGCGAAAGACAGAGAUCUUGAAAACAUUGAAGACAACACCUCGACAGAAUCGCAGACAGAUGACGAGAUGGAGCUGUACCUGAACAGUCUGAAGAAUUCACAACAGUCAGUAUUCAGAGAAAGUGCAAUGAGUGGGAGCUACUGCAAAAGACCCUCCUUGAGCAGAGGGAGGCCGUUAGCUAUGCCUUCAAUCUCUGAGUCUAUGGACGAGGACCAGCUGAAUAGUUCCCUAGAGGAUUCAACAAAUAUGGAGUACAACAUGGAUCUGGAGAGAGCUACACUGCCCCUAGUGGAUGGGAAUGAACAUGUCAUUGGAUGUAAUGUCUUGUGGUGGAAAGAGUUUCUGUCCUAUGACAAUAUGUUAAGAGUGACUGGAUACACAUUUUUGUUGGUAGUGUUUUUAGUCGCAGCAUAUUAUUACGACUUCAUUGCAUGUUUUGCUCUGUAUAUUAUUACAGUGUAUUGGCUGUUUCGUCAAGGAGAGGAAGAACCACUGAAAACUUCUAGGAAAGGUGAAAGAGGAUUGCAGUAAAUAUGAUUUACUCAUCAGCAUUUGUUGGAGAACUUAGAAAUGUGGAAGUGAAUCCAAAUAUGUGUUGUACACAUAGAGUUGCUGCACAUCAGCAUUGGAGUAUGUAGGGCUAUUUAUCACACAAAAUUUCAUAAUGGCAAAGACAUUAUUAUAAGAUGACUUUUGUAGAAUGAUGGAUUGUGAAUAAACUUUUACAUUGAUUUGCCAUUUGACAUUACAUAAGUCAAUAGGUAUAUUUCCUUGCUUUACAGACAACAUAAAGUUUGCAUACAAUAUCACAAUGCUCUUUAAAAAGAGCUGGACAUACAGCAAGAGAUAAUAUGGGGUCUGUAGAAAUGGCUAGGUUCUGUGCUAAUGGUGCCUGGAACAGGAUUAGUCUUGAAAAAAAGGAUUAUAGUACAAUUUCAUUGACAUACUUUUAUGCAUAGCUUUAAUUUCCUGCUACUGUAAGUACCUGAUUGGAUUAUGAUUUAUAUGCAUGUAAUGCAUACACAAAACACAUAACCUGUUAACUAUAACCUGUUUUAUUUUUUAAAUAAUCAUGUUAAUUUUUUAUAUCUAAUAUAUCUCGACAAAAAAGGCAAUAACGCCCACGUAACAUCUGAAGUGAUGAUAAAAAUGAAAUGCAUUUUUCUGUUGCAAUUAUUUAACAAACAUUUUUCCUUACUCUGUCGUGCAAGUUUAUUAGAGUUACUUUGUUUGUUUGUGUCUGGCUUGUUUACAGACUACCUUUUUUCUAAGGACAUCAAGGAUCAAUAUCCUCUUUUGUUUCAUUAUACCUAACGUUAUGAUCUUAACAUCUCCAACCCGCAUGCUUUUGUUUCAUAAGGACAGAGGUGUCAUAUGGCACAGGUGUGUAAACAUAAUGACUAAACCAUGUAAAAUAAACCAUAACUUCCAUCAUUGUGCACUCAAAAUAGGUAAGAUGUCUGCAAAUUUGCUUUGUCCAAUCAAUAGAUUAUUUUAUUG